AUGGAACUCGAGACAGAGGAUCAGUUUUAUCCUUCUAGGUUCGAGGUGCAAGACAUCUCCGACCAAGAUGUUGAUCAUAUAAGACUUUCCAGAACGAAGAACCCCAAUCUCGCGGUCCACCUUCUCCUGGACACCAGGAUCCCCGAGCAUUUAAUUGCAAACAUCCAACCAAUGUUCAUCUGA
Molecule: messenger RNA, 183 nt
Organism: Clonostachys rhizophaga
Lineage: Eukaryota; Fungi; Ascomycota; Sordariomycetes; Hypocreales; Bionectriaceae
Source: the annotation of a GenBank genome assembly